Messenger RNA from Ostreobium quekettii, 1119 nucleotides. Lineage: Eukaryota; Viridiplantae; Chlorophyta; Ulvophyceae; Bryopsidales; Ostreobiaceae. The record is from the annotation of a GenBank genome assembly.
AUGGACGCGGACAUCGUUCUCAAUGAGCUGUUCAGCGACGGUGCGGAGCUUUGUGUGGAGUAUUCAGACGGGCCGGUGGCCUACAGGGCAAGGUGGGAAGGCCGACCCAAGACGCCCCCCUUCAAGUGGGGAAAUGACGGAGAGGAAGUGCCCGCCCACGACGCGUGGCUGGCGGAGUUGGAUUUGAGGUUGGAGGGUCUUGAGGCCCUUGUGUCCCCUGAACUGGUGAAGAAGGACGAGUCCCAUGGGGAGACGGACCUCGCAGCAGUGAAGAGCCUGCUUGUCCAGUACGCUGGCGGUCUGCAAGCAGCGUUCCUGUACUAUGAGUGCGAUGGGCAGAAGCCGCCAGAUACCAUGGGGAGGAUGAUAAUGACGCAGUUCCGGGCUCUCAUGCAGGCAUCCAAGGCUGUGACACCUAAAUUCACGCCUGAAAAAGUAGACGAAAUAUUCACGACAGUCGCAACAGGCUCUCGCUCGCUGGAACGCAAGGUCGAUGCUACGGGCGCGUCUACCUUCGACUUGAUUGAUUUCUUUUUGGCCAUUGUGCAUACUGCCUAUCACAGGUAUGCGUGCGAAUCUGGAGAGGACAUGGCAUCGUACUCCCCACUCUCCUCGAAGCUUCAGACGCUCAUGAGCGACUGCUUCUCCGCGCGCGUCUUCCCGGAGCUCUCCAAAAAGAUGGAGAAGUUUAAGGAGGCCUUCACAACGGGGACGGACAUGCUGCUGAAGAAAGGCCGCCGACUCACGGAGCACACCUUGGCUUCCUGCCAGCUGAAACGCGUCAAGUCCGUGGAAGUCCGCGUGGGCCUCAAGUACUUGUGCAACCACCUUGCGAGGUGGAACCUGCUGGGAAGGGAGUUCAGCCUGCAGGAUUUGGCCUACUUCACGAUCGCUGCCAAGCAGCAGAGCGACAACCCCGAGGAGUUCGAGCUCCAGCCGCAGCCAUUGGACCUAAACGCCAACGAAUUCGAGAGGCUGCUGCUCUUCAUGGCGCAUUACAUGUACCGCAUGAAGAAGAAGCACGAACCGUUUGAGGAGUUUCUCGGGGAGACACUGGACGAAGUUUACAAGAAGUCCAAUGUGCUGGUGGACAUGAACAAGCUUGAAGAUAACCUGUGA